UCCCUGAGGUCGGAGUUCGAAUCGACGACCAUUCCUCUUCUGAUCGCUCAGCUGUCGUCGUUGCCGGAGUGCCAGGUUCUCGUCGAGCGCGUUUUCUCGUGAUUCCUCGUAGUUCCCGUGAAUCCUGAGCCGAGUGUUCUCCUCGUCGCUCGCUUGCACGUUUGAAUAGCCUCCCGCGGGUUACACGAGUGUGCUCCAGCGAGAAUCCGGGCAUGUUCGUCACGCGAAAUCGAUUCCUGUCGACCCUCGGCGCCGCGCGACGCCUCACCGUCAGCGCUGACCACGUGCACGUUGCAAGCAUGGGCGUGCGUCGCGCGUGCUCGCCUGUAUACCGUGGGAAUGCGUGCUGGAGAUUAUUGGAUCAUAAUCAUGUGCGAAUGACUCAUUCCGUAACACAACCAUGGAUAACAACCGAAGAUGAAAAUCGAGAGAUGAUGGCUCUAUGGCCGGAGGUUGUCAGUGACCUCGUACAUGGAGCUAAGAUUUCGAUGCCGUAUGAUCUUCCAGAUCUUCCCAAUGUUCAUAAAUGGAUGGCAAAAAUAUUACAGUACAUUGUACCAGGUGAAAAGAAAACUCGAGGUUUAACCGUACCUUAUGUCUACAGGUUACUGACAUCGAAUGAUCAACUUACAGAAGAUAAUAUUCGUCUGACACGGAUUUUAGAAUUCUGCGUGGAAAUGUUGCAAGCUUACUCAUUCCUUCUUGAAGAUCUACAAGACGGAUAUUAUAUGAAGUUAUUACAUAAAGAUCUGCCAUAUUGGUAUCGUAUAUACGACGAAUUGAGUCAAGCAAUAGCAGAGGAUGGUAUAAUAUUAGAAUAUUCUUUUUAUUAUGUAAUUCAAAAGCACUUUGAAGGAAAAGAAUGCUGUACUGAACUACUAGUAACAUUCCAGGAUAUAUUGUGGAAAACAAUAAACAACCAAUGGAUAGAUUUAGAAUCUACCGAUUUGGGCAUGAAACUCAAUCAUGAUUUAUUUACGAUGGAUCGAUACAAUUCUAUUGUUGAAUACAAAACGUCACAUUAUUCAUUUCUCUUACCAGUGAUCGCAGCAAUGCAUUUUGCUGGAAUAAAAGAUCCAGAGAUGUUCAAACAAGCAGAACUCAUCCUGUUAGGGAUGGGACGUUUCUUCCAAGUCCGAGAUGAUUAUAUGGCUUGCUUUGAAGAAUCCGAGGUCGUUGGCAAAUAUAAUACUGAUAUACAAAAAGGAAAAUGUACGUGGCUAAUUGUUACAGCUCUCGAUCGCGCUACUCCAGUGCAGCGUAACAUUUUAAAAGAAUGUUAUGGCUCUUCGGAUCCGGAGAAAGUGAAACGUGUGAAACAGCUCUUUAUCGAUUUGGAAUUACCAGAUAGAUAUUCUAUAUACGAAGACGAAACGUAUAAUUUACUAAAUGAACUUUUACAACAGAUAUCACCCGGGCCUUUACAUAGUUUUUUCUCGGAUCUAUUAGGGAAGCUUUAUCGCAGAGGUAUUUAAAGUGUAUAUUAAAGAAAUAGACUAAUGCAUUAAUCCUUCAUAAAUUUGAACUUUAAGAAGAAAUGUGAAACUGCAUGUGUUCUGUCUUUGUCCCGAAGGAUGAUAUAUAUUAUAAGAUCUUAUAUAUCGGGAAGAUGAAACAAUCUUAACAAAAGAAAAUUAGACAAUGUAAUCACCGAUGAGAUAUUAAAGACCGACAAUCUUAUGAGAGUUAGCGGAACCGCUAAGGAGGCCCAGGGAUAAUUGAAGAACAUUGAUAUUAUCGACCGUUUUAUGGGAUAACAAAGAGAGGAUAAUGUUAUUACUGUCAUUAUGAUGGAU
This is a messenger RNA of Pogonomyrmex barbatus (red harvester ant), 1796 nucleotides long. RefSeq names its product farnesyl pyrophosphate synthase-like. The record is from RefSeq and is a predicted model, not a curated record. Gene Ontology annotation, molecular function: (2E,6E)-farnesyl diphosphate synthase activity; dimethylallyltranstransferase activity. Gene Ontology annotation, biological process: trans, trans-farnesyl diphosphate biosynthetic process. Lineage: Eukaryota; Metazoa; Arthropoda; Insecta; Hymenoptera; Formicidae. Gene Ontology annotation, cellular component: cytoplasm.